Messenger RNA from Aspergillus brunneoviolaceus CBS 621.78, 1521 nucleotides. Its product is annotated as Zn(II)2Cys6 transcription factor. Gene Ontology annotation, biological process: regulation of DNA-templated transcription. Lineage: Eukaryota; Fungi; Ascomycota; Eurotiomycetes; Eurotiales; Aspergillaceae. Gene Ontology annotation, molecular function: DNA-binding transcription factor activity, RNA polymerase II-specific; zinc ion binding. Bases 1 to 1521 code for a protein of 506 amino acids. The record is from RefSeq and is a predicted model, not a curated record. The transcript has 2 exons.
AUGAACCGGCCAGCCCGACAGAGGGCGUAUACUCGUCGCUCCCGCACAGGAUGUCAGACCUGUAAAACCAGAAGGAUCAAGUGCGACGAGACCCCAGGAUCGUGCAAGAACUGCAGCUCGACGGGCCGGACAUGCGAAGGGUACGAGACGGCCCGCCUCCCGAUCGUCACCAAGAAGGGCAAAUUCUAUACCCCGUCCAUUCACAUCAUUGAUAUCAGCUUUCCCAGCAUGAGCUCUGAUGAGCGGAGAUGCAUCAGCUUCUUCCAGACUCGCACCAUGCCAAUGCUGGUCAGCUUUUUCGAAUGGGAAGUCUGGCGACGUCUCGCACUGCAGCUAAGUCAGGCCGAGCCAGCGGUCGGACAUGCCCUGGUCUCCUUGAGUGCCAUGCAUGCAAGCUCCGAGACGAACGGUAUGUCUCGGAGCAAGGCCAUCAAGCAUCGGACUCAACACCGUCGUUUCGCCAUCGAGCAAUACGGUCGCGCCUUGUCCGCCCUUCGCCGCCGUCUGACCUCACAAGACCCGCACGUUGCCGUGAUUGCGCUCGUCUGCUGCGUGGUAUUCACCUACCUCGAAGUCCUCCAGGGCAACAACGAGAACGCCUGCGCCCAUCUCACCAACGGACUCCAGAUCCUGUCCGGCGAGAAGGGCGACGCAGCCCGCGCGAUCGUCCACGACAAACUGCAGGACUACCACCACGCCGACGGGCCGCCGGCCAUGACGCCGCAAAUGGCCCUGCUAGCCGCCAUCGCGCACCUCGACAUCCAAAUCCAAGUCCACCGAUACGUCUCGCGGCAGAGGGACACCAACGGGGUACGGGGCGCCAACCACCAGCCCCUGCGCUUCCGCACCCUCGACGAGGCCUGGCGCGAGCUCGACCCCAUCGCCGACAACGCCCUGGGCUACCUGACCCUCGUGCAGCGCGCCCUCCAAGACCCUGGAAUCAUCGAUGUCUUCCCCAUCCUCAUCGCGCAGCGCAAACUCGCCACCCAGCUCGAAGAGCACAUCGCCGCCUUCACCGAGCUAGCGACCACCCAGCUCCGCCACCCAACCCCCAAGCAAGCCCGCUGCAUGAACCUGAUCCAGAUGCAGCACCGCAUCCUCAGAACCCACACCUACCGCGCCCUCCGCCUCGAGGCCGAGUUCGGCCCACGCAACCUCCCCUCCCUCGUCAUGGACAUGGUCAUCAUCCUCCCGCUCACCUGGAUCGCCCUGAAAUGCCGCGACCUGCCCACCCGCCGCCGCGCCGUGCAGCUCCUCCGCCGCUGGCCGCAUUUCGAGGGGCCCCACCACACCAGCACGUUUGUGGCGCUCGUCGAGGGCGCCGUGGAGCUGGAGGAGGCCCGGCGCGAUUCCCGCACGGGGCUCAUUCCCGCCGAGGCGCUGGUGGCGGACGUCUCGGUCGUGCAGAGGGAGGGCGCGCCGCCGGUGUUGGGGUAUACCCUGGCGCAUCUGGGGGGACCGUAUCUCGAGGUGCCGUUUCCGGUGGGUGAUUGGGGGGAGUGUUUAGGGAUAUGGCUUUAG